This is a messenger RNA of Spinacia oleracea (spinach), 653 nucleotides long. RefSeq lists its product as uncharacterized. The transcript has 2 exons. Lineage: Eukaryota; Viridiplantae; Streptophyta; Magnoliopsida; Caryophyllales; Amaranthaceae. The record is from RefSeq and is a predicted model, not a curated record. Bases 63 to 410 code for a protein of 115 amino acids.
CCAAAUGACAUAAUUAACACCCAAAAGAAGUUAUAUUUCUUCAUAUAUAGAAGUGAAUCGCAAUGGCUAGCUUGAUUAGCAAGAACAAUCAUGUUUUGGUUUUGGUUAUAAUUUUGGGUCUAAUUGGGGCAUAUUAUGGGAACAUUAAGGUGGGAAAUGGGCAAUGCAAUGGUGAUUUGCAAGGGUUAAUAACACAAUGUGCAGUAUUUGUUCAAAAACCAGGUCCAAUUAUGAAUCCAUCUCCAACAUGUUGUAAUGUGUUAAGAAUAAUUGAUGUUGCAUGCAUGUGUACACACAUUACUCCACAGGUUGAGCAGCUGAUUAGUAUGCCUAAAGCUAUGCAUUCUCUUCAGUUCUGUGGCAAGCCCAUGCCUCAUGGAUCCAGAUGCGGAAGUUAUACAGUUCCUUAAGCAAGGAAUGGAAGAUCAUCUCCAGGGAGUUCGCUGUUGUAAUGGUUAAUUUUACUAGUUUGUCUUUGUUUUGAGUUUCUACCGUAGUUACUUUAUUGUAUGGAUUAGGUGUUUUGGUUUUUACCAUUUAGUCAUUCAGAUGUAUCUUUUCGAGCUUCGGAUUUGGCAUCUAAAACGUCCAUCCCAAAACGCGUUUGUGCUUAUUCUCUUUCACUUUAAAUGUUAUCACACGAAUUGAAUUAA